This is a messenger RNA of Ceutorhynchus assimilis (cabbage seed weevil), 1279 nucleotides long. NCBI's taxonomy places the organism in Eukaryota, Metazoa, Arthropoda, Insecta, Coleoptera, Curculionidae. The record is from the annotation of a GenBank genome assembly.
AUUUUUAAAGGUUUAGUUUUUCAUAACAAACAUAAAUUGAAAUUUAUUCAAAAGUAGAAAAUGUUUGUAAAAAGACUAAUUCGUCAAGGUGUCUCAAUACAUAAGCUUAAAACCAAAUCGGUACCAGAAAAUUUCCCCAAAAGAUGUUUCCAAAUUUCUAGUACACAAUUUGAGGAAAACAAAUCGAUUAAAAUAAGAGACCCAUUUGAAGAUGUGAAGGACAAAAACAAGGACACCUACUUGCAAAUGAUCAACAUUUUUCUGGAUAGAGAUCACGUUUACCGAAGAGGACACGUAGAGUUUAUUUAUGCCGCUUUGAAGCACAUGAAAGACUUUGGAGUACAUAGAGAUUUAGAAGUCUAUAGAUCUUUGAUAGAUGUUUUGCCAAAAGGCAAAUUCGUACCCCAAAACAUAAUCCAGGCGGAAUUCAUGCAUUAUCCCAAACAGCAACAAUGUAUCAUCGAUUUAUUAUCACAAAUGGAAGAGAAUCACGUAUUGCCAGAUUUUGGAAUGGAAGAUCAACUUCUGGCGAUAUUUGGAAAGAGGGGAUACCCAGUAAGGCGCUACUGGAGAAUGAUGUAUUGGAUGCCUAAGUGGAAAUACGCUUCACCAUUUCCUUUGCCAGAUCCUUUACCCAAGGAUACCUAUGAGCUGGCUAAAUUAGCCAUAGAGCGCAUAAGCAAUGUGGAUGCAACUAAUCAAAUAACAAUUUAUCAAACGGGGGAUAUUACAGAUUCUGUAGACGAUACUUGGAUUGUUAGUGGCCAAAGUGCAACACAAAAGUGCCUGUUAAGUGAAAACGACCCUAAAGAUCCAGUUUUUGUGGAAGGACCUUUUUCAGUAUUCCUGCAUGGAAAUUAUAUUUAUUAUUUCACAUUGCGUGGCAAGGCGAGGCCCUACGACAACAGCUAUCAAGACCCAGACGAAGUGGACAAAAUCGAAGCCAACUUUUUCACUUACAAACCCCCUAUAAAAAGUAUUGUUAAAACACCCACAGUGCACGAACAAGAGGACGGGGUUAUUUACGCAGUAUGUGCGACAGGGACUUCUAGUAAAGACUCUUUACUUUCUUGGAUAAGGCAUUUGGAACGGGACGGUAAUUCUGUUUUAGGGAGUUUGCCUAUAGUUUUUACUUUGAGGACUUCAAAUAGGGAAAUUGCUACUGUGGAAACUGAAGACCAAAGGAGGGAGAAAGAAAAUACGCAAAUUGGGGAUAGAUAGUAUUAAGUUUAUAAUUAUUUUGUUUGUAUAUAAAUUCAAUAAAAUUGCUUCAAUUUUU